UUUUUUUUUUUUUUUGCUGGUAAUUUUGUGAAUAUCCAUAAAUAUCCACAAUGCCUAGGAGUCCGUCGACAGGAAGAGCAGGAAAUUUUCCUCCGAAGUCAGAUACCAAUAGAGGUCAUCGUCUUUAUCAGCACACAAACAAUCUCUACGUCGCGAUGGACGAAGACCAACUCGACGUGAUCAACGGUGACGAUGAAGGUCAGAAUGGCCACGGUAGCGUCAACGGCGUAGGACGGAGGAGGAAGGAUUUGGAUGUCGACGACAAUGGAGUAACACAUCGCGUGGUCAUCGACCGCGGUUGUUAUUCGAUGUCGGAAUUUCAUGACCAACAUGGAUACCAACGGAAGGAUAAAGUGAGCCCGAGGGAAUUCGUACAGCGUAAGCUAAAACGAUGUCGGUGUGGAGUAGACCAGUUUCUAGGUCUAAUCGUCUACAUCUUCCCUGCAUUUGACUGGCUUCGUCAGUAUAACCUAAGGAACAAUGCAGUCGGAGAUUUGAUGGCAGGUAUCACAGUGGGCAUUGUCAACAUACCACAGAGUAUGGCGUUUGCCCUGUUGGCUGUCUUACAUCCGGUGUAUGGUCUGUAUACAGCAUUCUUUGCACCUCUAGCCUUCUUCUUCAUGGGCUCAUCCAGACAUACGUCAGUAGGUACGUUUGGUGUCAUCAGUAUUCUUUGUGGCGAUGCCAUCGAGAAGAUACUAGCUGAAAGGUAUCCACCCACUGAUCUUCCAUCAACAAUCGAACCAAUCACAACCAUAUCACCAUCCUCCCCCUAUCCCACCACUCCCACAUCUAUGAUCAAUGCUACUACGCCUGCGCCGUGUGGACCAAUCUGUGACGAGAGAAUUCAGCUUCAUACCACACUGUGUCUUAUGGUCGGUUUGAUACAGAUAUUCAUGGCUAUAUGUCGUCUUGGUUUCGUCACCACGUACCUCGCUCAGCCACUCGUUCGGGCAUUCACCACGGGAGCAGCAUGUCACGUGAUCACAAGUCAGGUGGCGCCAUUAUUUGGUCUGGUUCUCCCUCGUUAUGCUGGUCCCUUGAGUCUUAUCUAUACUUGGCGUGAUAUCUUUAUCAACAUUCCUAAGACGAACGUGGCAACUCUUCUUUUCGGAGUGCUCACUUUUCUGAUUCUAGCCCCCGGCAAGUACCUGUCUGAGAGGUAUAAAAAGCAGCUUAAAAUACCAAUUCCCUGGGAGCUCUUUGUCGUGAUCAUCACAAUUCUCAUAUCCUACCUCGUAAAUGUCGGGGACAAAUAUGGCGUUGACAUUAUUGGAGAUGUCCCUACGGGAUUCCCUAAGCCUACAGUCCCAUCUCUGCCAUCGGGAGUGAGAGUCAGUGAUCUAAUAGGAGAUGCCAUCUCCAUAGCAAUCGUGGGAUUUGCAGUGUCCGUCUCCCUCGCCAAAAUAUUCGCUAGCAAGAACGACUACGAAAUUGAUGCGAAUCAAGAACUGCUUGGUUACGGUGCGUCGAAUGCCACGUCGUCCUUUUUUCUGUGCUUCGUGUCCGCCUCAGCUCUGGCGAGGGUAGCUCUCAUAGAUGGCGCAGGAGGAAAAACACAGGUUUCUAUGUUGAUUUCAUCCAUCAUCCUCAUGUUUGUUCUUCUCUUCAUCGGACCCCUCUUUGAACCGUUACCAAAGUCUGUACUGGCUGCAAUCAUCAUUUACGCAUUACGAAGAAUCGCUUUCCAGAUCACAGAGAUUCGAGGGUUGUUCAAGACAUCCAAAGUGGACUGUUCGAUCUUUGUUGUGACGUUCUUGUCGGUGUUCAUUCUCGGUGUGGAUCUUGGUCUCGGUGUCGGAGUCGUCUACGGUCUCUUCACCGUGAUCGCAAGGACUCAGCUUCCCAACUAUAGCGAGCAAGGGCAUCUGGUCGACACCGAGCUCUAUCGCGAUGUCAAAACGUACAAAUCGGUAAAAGUCAAACCGGGGAUGGUGAUUUUUAAGAUGCAAACAUCGCUGUAUUAUGCCAACGCCCAGCAGUUUAGACAGCGGGUCUUACGAGCCACUGGAAUCAACCCUGUAAUACGGUUGGCUGAAAUUCGUAAGGCACAGGCUGCUAUGGAAAAGAACACCGAUGAGAAAAUGGAAUCUAGUAUGGCGAUGAAGGAGAUGGAUCUUUCUAAGGAUGAACUCCACUCCAUCCUCAUUGACUGCAGUCACUUUGGAUUCAUCGAUAUCACUGGCGUCAAUACUUUACUUGCUCUCGUCAGGGACUACGGCAGGAUUGGCGUAGAAACGGUCUUCUGCUCAUGCGCAGAUUCUGUAAUGCAGUCGAUCAAGGUGAUUGGUGCUCUUAAUGAAGAGUGUGAUAUCUUCUACCCGUCCAUUCACGACGCCGUCCUGUCAUUACCAAGAAAACAAGCUCUCGAAGCAGAUGAAAAUACCACCGACAACAAGGACUACGAAAAUUCAAGAAACGAGGCAACAAGACUCUAAACUCACAUACUUGCUGAAUUCAGAAAUCAUAAUUUAAUGAAAAAGUCUGGGUGACCACUAUAAAAGAAAUCAAGUAUUUAGGCCUACUUAUCCAUUCCGCUCUCUUCCUUGAUGAAAGAGAGAUAUUCAAUAGACGCAGUGUAAAAAUGUGCAAAAGGUCUUAAUCAAAAUAAUGUUUAAAUUAAGAGAGUGAAUCGAUUAUAAUAUCGGGCAAGUCCAAGGUAAUUGGUAACUUUGUGUCGUUACUAAGUAAUGUGGCAUGAUGAUCAUAAAUUGAUGUAGAAAAAGUAUCAUAUUACUUGUGGUUCGGUCCCAUCCAAGCUCUCGUAAGACUAGCAAAUACAUUUAAUCAUCGGAUAGAUUAGAAGGUCAAGUUUCAUUUUAUUUUUUGCGACUGUUCAUACUGAAUCUGCUGUAGUAGCCUCAGUUAAACAUGAACAGUUGUAAGCUGAGGUAUGGAAUCAUUUUCUCUCUGAAAUAAAUCGGCUCAAAAGAGUUUGAAACUACCCCAAACAACUCAUCGUUUGACAUUGCUAGCUCACUGAGACAUCAAGUCUAAAGAUUAGAAAUCUUCGAAGAAAUCGAAGAAUUCGUAUUCAAGAGUAACUAUCUUUAAAAAAAAAAGUGGAUUCAAUUUAAUUAGCAUUCGUGUAAGUUUAAUGUAUUUAGCUGAUAGCAAUCAUACAUAAAUUGUUGUUAGUGGGGAUAGCAACUAUGAGGAAAUCACACUUUUAUAUUAGUAAAAAAAUUAUAAUCGCGUAUAUACUUCGUAGAGGGAUUAUUGCUUCUUAUCUAGGUUUUCAACUGUUUCUUCGAAAAGUGUUCAUGAUUUUUUGCUUAUUUAAUUCAAGAGCUUUUAGUGGUCUCUAUAUUAGCAUGCUUUAUGUACCUGUUGUGCUUUAUUCAAAAUUGAUAGUGAGAUAUGUAAUCGUGUGAAAAUGGCUGCUUCGUAAGUUCUUAGACUACUCAGACUUCAUGUCCUUCAUGUUGAUUGCAAAAUACAACAAUUUUCAAACCAGGAAAUUUUGGUGAGAAAUGGAAAUAGUAGUCAAUCUACCUUCUUUCAUUUUUUCCUUCUUCAUUCGUUUUCAAACAACUACGUAUAUUCAAAUAAUUUGCUUCCAUUACUUUUAAAGGUUUGUUUACAAUGAUGUCUUAGCAACCAUUGCUGGUUUUGUUUACAGUGCAAAAAAUGAUAUCAAAUGCACUUGGAAAAUUCAUUAAUUAUCCAUAGGUAAAUAUUUAGGAAAAAUGGUUUACGGAGAAAUGUAUUAUGUAUAUUCAGAGGUUUAUACAUUAUUACCAAUUAUCAAAAAAAUUGUUAUAAUCUAUAUGAAAUAGAUGUUAUAUAUAAUCGUUAUAUAUACACAGAGAGGGAAGAAAAGAGAGAGAGAGGGAAGGAAAGAGAGAGAGAGAGAGAGAGAGAGAGAGAAGGGCGACAAGUUGGUGAUAAUAGCGGUGACUUUCGAAGAAGGGUAUAUAUGAACCAUUGCCCUAGAUAAUGCAUUAAAAUGCAACUACAUAGUCUGGAAAUUGUUAAUAUCCAGGCUGCCUGUUUUACAAAAACGGUCAAUAUUGUUUCCAGUUAAACAUUCCAAGCAUGAUAAUUUAUUGAUAAUAUGGCAUUGUAUAGUCUAUUAAUGAAAUUAUUCACAUAUUGGUGAUGCAUUUUAUCGGUGCUUAUUGUAAAUACUUUGCAGGGUAGUGGCUUAGAACACAGUUAUGCUAGAAAUAUUCGUAUCUUAUGUAUUAUCCAUGCGGAUUUAGCCUUGAUUCUUUUAAUAAUUAGCUGAUGUUAGUUUCUGUUUUCCAAUGCAUGAUAUUAAUAUUUGACCGAAAGGAAAUAUCCAAGGUUACUGAAUCAAUUGCCGUUUGAUUUAAAAAAAAAAAGGAAUAUGAUAACCCAUCGAUAGCUCGACCUGCAAAUUUAUUUUAAGAAUAUUUACUACAUUCAUGAAAAAAUUAAUUGAGAUGUAAUUGCAUAUAUGUAUUUUUAUUUCACUUCUGAGAAACAUAAAAUUCGAUUUUGAAAAAGACGUAUUAAUGAUUGUAAUGCAAACUUCCCGAUAUACAAAACUUCAUCUUGAUGUAGUUCCCGUAUAAAAUUUAUGGUGCUCUUGCUCACAAGUUAGUAAAGAUUUAAAAAAUAUUUUUCAUAUAAAAACCUUUCUGAAAUAAAAACGCAUAUAUGCUUAUUCAAAA
This is a messenger RNA of Strongylocentrotus purpuratus (purple sea urchin), 4640 nucleotides long. Its product is annotated as sulfate transporter. Lineage: Eukaryota; Metazoa; Echinodermata; Echinoidea; Camarodonta; Strongylocentrotidae. Gene Ontology annotation, biological process: transmembrane transport. The coding region runs from base 51 to 2438 and encodes 795 amino acids. The transcript has 17 exons. The record is from RefSeq and is a predicted model, not a curated record. Gene Ontology annotation, molecular function: bicarbonate transmembrane transporter activity; chloride transmembrane transporter activity; oxalate transmembrane transporter activity. Gene Ontology annotation, cellular component: membrane.